AUGAUGGGGUGGCUUUUCAAUACGAAUAAGAUUGCCAAAUCCCAUUUUUGUGUCUGGUAUUUGGGAUCACGAGAAGCUGAUGGAGUUCGUGGCUCAGCUAUUGUACUGCCAGUGAUGAGGCAUUUGUUGAGAGAGAGCUUCAAGAAAACCCCAAGCAAGGCUACUGUUCAAAUUGCUCAUAAAGGUCUCAAGUUGACUCAAUCAGUGCCAGCGUUGAGUCGUUCAGGAAAAGUGAAAAUGCAACUCGUCGAAUUUCAAAUCUCCGCCAAUUGUAUCACCUACAGUCUUACUGGAAGUGCUCCAUUCGACGAUGUGGUAGGCGUUGUGAUGUUGGUUUUAAAUCCAGAGAUGCAAUCACCAAUGCACGUUCACUGCUAUCGAUGUGAUAGCGCAGAAACGGCUCAAAUCAUGCACGCGAAUAUUCAGCUGCUUCUUUCACGACCUACGCAUCAACGAGCGAUCAUGGACCUUGAGCAACGAUUGUUUUUAUCUGGAUUGCUUCAUCCAAGACCCACAAGCCGUCCAGUGCUCGCGAGUCGAUCAAAUAGUGGAGUCACGGACGCGCAACGAAAUCCCACCGUCGAUUUAAGAACAAAAAGGGCAAGCACUGGAGAUUUGACAAAAGUUGGUCUUCAUUUGGAUGGGCUUCAAUCAAAGAGAAUCAGUCAAUUGUCGGUGAGCGAGCUUCCAGCGCUCGAUGACCCAGAUCAACGUUAUCGGCUCUUCGGAGACACUUUAACGAGGCCAAACAAGAAGACGAGAAGCCUUGACAACAUUCACGACGCACACGUGUCUACUGAGUUGCGCGGCCCACCACCGCCAUUGCCACGCAGAGGUGCCGUCAUCGAGAGUCUCGGCGAGAGAAAUUUCGGCACGACUAGCUCCUCGUGGACGGCCACUCGACACCACAGCUUCAAAUGUCGCUUA
Molecule: messenger RNA, 927 nt
Organism: Mesorhabditis belari
Lineage: Eukaryota; Metazoa; Nematoda; Chromadorea; Rhabditida; Rhabditidae
Source: the annotation of a GenBank genome assembly